AUGUUUCCUGGCUUGAUUUAUACAGACUCUCUCGGGCAUCAUUAUACUCAUAGUUACCAUAUUGUGCCAACAAAGAAUCAGGAAUUACGUCACGUCAUUUACAUUCGGAAUAAAAUAGCAAUUGUAAAUAAUUUAAUAAUGGAAAUUUUAUUUAAAUUAAUAAUAAUAUUAGUAAUAAAUUUUGCUGCUGGAAAUAAAGAAGAUAAAAAUUGUUGUGGGAAAAAUUUAAACCGUCCAGAGUGUGACAGUUCUAAAAAUGACAACAAAUAUUGUUCGAGUGAAUUUAAUCACUCAGAAGAUUAUGAUAAGGACAUUAGUGACAAUUUAUUAUCAAUAGUACGGCAAAGUGUGCCCAAUGAAAUGGUAAAGAUAAAAACCGGAGUUUAUUUUAUUGGUACCGAUAAGCCGGUGUUUACCCAAGACGGUGAAGGCCCAAAAAGGCCGGUAGAAUUAAAUAGUUUUUUUAUUGACAAGUAUGAGGUCAGUAAUAAAAACUUUGGAAUUUUUGUCAACGCUACUGGGUACAGAACCGAAGCAGAAAAAUUUGGCAAUUCUUUUGUAUUUGACGGGCUGAUUAGUGAAAAAGUUAAGUCGAAAAUUGAGGAGGCUGUCGCUCAGGCGCCUUGGUGGUUGCCUGUUGAUAAAGCAUCAUGGAGACAUCCUGAAGGGCCUGAUUCUAAUAUCACUUACAGGAUGGACCAUCCAGUAAUUCAUGUAUCGUGGAACGAUGCUGUUGCGUACUGCACAUGGUUAGGAAAAAGACUGCCCACUGAAGCAGAAUGGGAAGUCACAAUUAAUAUAUGGCAAGGUGAAUUCCCAAAUAAAAAUACCGCUGAAGAUGGUUACAACGGCACAGCACCGGUAACUGAAUUUCCACCAAAUGGAUACGGUGUUUACAAUAUUGCUGGUAAUGUUUGGGAAUGGACAUCCGAUUGGUGGUCUGUAAAACAUACCAAAGAUAAAACUCAUAAUCCUACGGGACCAGCAACGGGAAGUGACAAAGUUAAGAAAGGGGGUUCAUAUCUUUGUCACGAAAAUUAUUGCUUCAGGUAUAGAUGCAUGGCUCGUCAUCAAAACACACCAGAUACAUCGGCUGGUAAUCUUGGAUUCAGGUGUGCAAAGGAUGAUGUUUAA
This is a messenger RNA of Cotesia congregata, 1134 nucleotides long. The record is from the annotation of a GenBank genome assembly. Lineage: Eukaryota; Metazoa; Arthropoda; Insecta; Hymenoptera; Braconidae.